Labeo rohita (rohu) is the source of this 1706-nucleotide messenger RNA. Its product is annotated as C-type mannose receptor 2. The transcript is spliced from 5 exons. Bases 67 to 1203 code for a protein of 378 amino acids. Lineage: Eukaryota; Metazoa; Chordata; Actinopteri; Cypriniformes; Cyprinidae. The record is from RefSeq and is a predicted model, not a curated record.
AUCACAUAUUUUGAAGCUGCAGACAGAAACAUCAGCGUCAGGACGGAAACACACAAACUCUAAGAAAUGGCUCAAACUCUGUAUUUCAUUCUUCUUCUCACUGCUCUCUGCUCCGUAUCUGAAUGUGUUCAGCGUCAGUAUCACUUUAUAAAUAAGAUCAAGACCUGGACUGAAGCUCAGAGAUACUGCAGAGAGAAUUACACAGAUCUGGCCACCGUUGACAACAUGAACAACAUGAACGAGCUGAAGAAGAGUGUGAAUGAUGGAAGUGUUCAGUUGGUCUGGAUUGGGCUGCAGAAGACGGGUCGUGAUAAAUGGCAGUGGUGUUCAGGUGAACCUGCGCUCUAUCUGAACUGGGCUACUGGACAACCAGAUGGCAGAGAUGAUUGUGCUAUGAUGUUAAAUGGACAAUUUCAUGAUUUGCCAUGUAGUGAAAACCGACAUUUCAUCUGCAACAACACAAACACAGGACUCGUCCUUGGAAAUCAGAUGAUGAAUUGGACAGAUGCUCAGAGUUACUGCAGACAGAAUCACAUUGAUCUGGUCAGUGUGAGAAACCAGAAUGAGAAUCAACAGGUUGAGCAGUUCAUUAGUGAUAGACAGUUAUCUGGAUCAUGGGUCUGGAUCGGUCUGUUCAGAGACUCAUGGCAGUGGUCAGAUCAGAGUGACUCCUCAUUCAGAUACUGGAGGUCUGGUCAACCUGAUAAUUAUAAUCGUGGUGAAAACUGUACAGCUGCUGAACUGAACACUCAGGGACGAUGGAAUGACGUCUUUUGUAACAACCAGUAUCCUUUUGUGUGUCAUGAAGGUGAUUUCUGCUUGUGGUUUGUUUCGUUUCCAGAUAAACUGGUUCUGAUCAAAGAGAAUCUGACGUGGUCUGAAGCUCUGAGAUACUGCAGACAGAAUCAUGUGGAUCUGGUCUCGGUUCAUUCAGAAGAGAUUCAGCAUGAGGUGAUGAACGUGGUUAAACGAGCAUCUACUGCGGCGGUGUGGUUGGGUUUACGUCACUCCCGUAUUUUGGGCAUCUGGUAUUGGGUGAGUGGAGAGACCGUGUGCUAUCAGAACUGGGCUCCAGGGAACGGCACAUCAGUGGAGGACUGUGAACACACAGUGAGAUCUGGAGCAGUUCAGUCUGGAGGAGAUCAGCGCUGGAUCAGCCGUCCUGAAACUGACAAACUCAACUUCAUCUGCAGCAGAUAUUAAGAGUGAAUGGAUAUACUUACAUUUAAUUUAAGAUAACAAAUGCUUGUGUGUUUCCUAUUGAUAUUCUGUUGGUCUCUUUGCUCCAUUUUAAGAGCCUCAUCAGUCAGAACUGCUUUUACAAACACUUUCAGCAUGCACUUUCUUUUUUUAAUAACUUCAGAAUUAUGACAUAUUUGUGUAUCAAAUUAAUUUUAUGAGGAGUCGUAUGAGCAUCAUAUUUACUUAUCAUUAGGGGGAAAAACAACUUUGUUUUCUUUUAGUUUUAUCAUGAUAACAUGCUCUUAUCAAUGUACAAUUCAAGUAAUAAAUAUAACUGAAAAGAUCAUGCUUUCUUAAAAAACAAAAUCACUAAUGUGUGUUCUCAAUCAGCUCUUGAGAAGAAUAUUGUUUGUGUCUCAGCAAAAAUAAAUCUGAUUUAUUCUUCAAAUGGCAGAUAUUGUGUGAGCUGGUGUUCUUAUGCAGAUAAAUGUAAAUGAGUGUACUGUAUUAUGGCGCCACCUAGA